Messenger RNA from Drepanopeziza brunnea f. sp. 'multigermtubi' MB_m1, 1251 nucleotides. RefSeq lists its product as uncharacterized. Gene Ontology annotation, molecular function: lipase activity. Lineage: Eukaryota; Fungi; Ascomycota; Leotiomycetes; Helotiales; Drepanopezizaceae. The record is from RefSeq and is a predicted model, not a curated record.
AUGAUACUCGGACAAGUAUCCUGGCUUGAUUGCCUCGUAUUCCUGCUUUUCUUAGCUCCCCAGCUUCUCGUACAUGUCGGUUUCUUCCCAACUCUUUUCUGUGGUCUAAGAGCUUUGCCGUUCCUUCUGAUCCGUCUCCCUUUGACAUUUGUCAAUGAGCGCUUCCUCCUGGAAAUGUCCCAGCGUCCUCCAUUCGUGCAAAAUGCUUCUUGGUUUGAGGAUCUAGUUAUUAGGUGUGUGAGAUAUGCUUUCGCAUACAUUCCUGCCGAGAUUGGACGUGUGUUCUUCUCGAGGGGAGCUGCUGCGCCGUUCUUGAGAUGGAGGAUGCUUAGGCAUGGGUAUGUGAGGAAGCCAAUCCACUGGGAGGAUGUGAAGAGUAAGGGCUUCAAUGGCGUUUGGAUCAUCAAGGAUAGCUUCAAGCCACCCGAUAUUGUGAUUUAUUACGCUCAUGGAGGCGGAUUCUCCAUGGGCACAUCCUAUUUCUACCUAGAGUUUCUCCUGGCCUUUGUUACUCUACUUUCCUCGACGGCAAAGUUCACCAACCCAGCCAUUUUGGCCUUAGAAUACACACUUGCCCCACAAGCCUCUUAUCCUAAGCAACUACACCAAGCAGUUGCGGGUUACAGGUAUGCUUUGAAUAAGAUUCACGACCCCUCGCGUGUCGUGUUUAGCGGAGAUUCAGCUGGCGGCACCUUGAUCCUUUCUCUACUAUUGCAUAUCGGGGGUUCCAAAGCGAGUCUCAACGGGAUGAAAACUAAUAUAUCAUCCGAUGACAAGGAGAGAGGAGAAAUCCAGCCAGCAAAUGAUAUCGAAGGAGUAGUGCCCGGCCUAGCAAUCCUUAUCUCGCCUUGGACGACACUCAUCUCUUCCCUCGACAAGAACACCAAAAGUGACUAUCUCGAUACAGCAAGCCUGCAUCGCUAUGCAUGUCAAUACGUAGGUCCUCGUUAUUCUCCGGAUGGCCCAUCUAUUUCCCCUGGUAACUGCAAAGAUAUUUCCUGGUGGCGGCGCGCUUCACCCGGCAAAGGCUUCUUCGUGAUCUGGGGGAAAGAGGAGGUAUUUGCGCCGGAAAUUCGAGACUGGGUCGGCUUAGUUGGAGACUCAGAAAUCGAUGUUCGGUGCAAGGAAGAAGAGGGGGGUAUUCAUGCUUGGCCGGUAGCGAGUUUGUUCUUGAGCAGUACGAGAGAGGAGAGGACCAAAGGGCUGCAGACGAUAGUCGAUUUCAUUGGGGAGAAAAUGGCGAAGAUUUGA